This is a messenger RNA of Aplysia californica (California sea hare), 1464 nucleotides long. Its product is annotated as GTP:AMP phosphotransferase AK3, mitochondrial. Gene Ontology annotation, molecular function: AMP kinase activity; ATP binding. The transcript is spliced from 5 exons. Gene Ontology annotation, cellular component: mitochondrion; cytoplasm. The record is from RefSeq and is a predicted model, not a curated record. Gene Ontology annotation, biological process: nucleobase-containing compound metabolic process. Bases 323 to 1000 code for a protein of 225 amino acids. Lineage: Eukaryota; Metazoa; Mollusca; Gastropoda; Aplysiida; Aplysiidae.
CGGUUUUUCUCUUUCUUCAAACCCAUAGAUGGAGUUUACCUGUAAUUAUAUUUGUAAUAAAAGUUGUUAUUUGUGCCAUAGGCCUAAAUCUAGCCGUAAUUGUAGAAACAUUUUCAAUUCUAAAAUGUUAGGCCAACAGAAACAGGUAUAGGCCCCCGAAAAAAAACUGGCCGUUAUUCUCUGUGCAGUGUACUCUCUGUGUACUGUGUGGUCUGUGAACAAACUGACCUGGCUUGUCCUGCUCGACGAACAGCUGAUUGAGAUUGCCCUCUCUUCAGUGACAACUUUAUUCUGAUAUUUGGAUUCCUAAAGAUUGCAAAAUAUGCCUGCUGCGGCCAAGCUUCUUCGUGCCAUUAUAAUGGGCGCCCCUGGGUCGGGGAAAGGCACAAUUUCUUCACGAAUUGUUCAGGACUUUGCCAUGAAACAUUUGUCCAGCGGAGACCUGCUGCGAAAACAAAUCCACGAUAAAACUGCAUAUGGUUUGACGGCCAAAAUGUACAUCGAAAGAGGAGAUUUAGUUCCUGACCAGGUGAUGGUGCGAAUGAUCAUGUACGAGCUGACCUCUAUACACAAUUCCAGCUGGUUGUUGGAUGGAUUUCCAAGAACUGUUGAGCAAGCCAAAGCCCUUCUACGUGAUCAGCCGAUAGACAUCGUGCUCAAUCUCAGGGUUCCUUUUGACGUGAUCAUUGACAGAAUCAAAGGCAGAUGGACUCACCCACAGAGUGGUCGGAUUUAUCACACAGAGUUCAAUCCUCCAAAAGAACCAGGUGUGGAUGAUGUGACAGGCGAACCUCUAAUGCAACGUGACGAUGAUAAGGAAGAAACUGUGAAGGCUCGUCUCGAGCAUUACAGGCGAUUGACGCAUCCUGUCUUGCAGUUUUUCAGGAACAAGGGGAUGGUUGAGGAAUUUACUGGAAAUUACAGUAAUGAAAUCUGGCCCUUAGUACACCAGUCUCUGUCCACACAGCUGAAGCCCCUACAGUACACACGCUACGAGUAGAGGUGAAGCAAAGGUGUGCAUCCAGUGGUAAAGGCUUUCCAAACCUCUCUGUAUUAUUGUUAUUGGAUGCUUAGUUUUUGUAAUGUAUACUAUCACCACAUGUUUUUUGUCUCCAGCCAAAUUUUAUCUUUUUUUGUGAUUACUGUCACAUUAAUCCAUCUUGUAGAGUAAAAAGAAAUGUUCCAAAGUAAUUUUGAAUAUUUGUAUCGACAUUUUUUUGAAAACUAUAAUGUUGAGUAAAUUAUUUACUCUUUUAGAUUGUGACAAGAUUUUGCUCACAGAAGGGGAAUAUAGGGCACAUCUUCAUUUAGAUUAUAUAUUUUUACUCUUCAAGGGCAUUUCCUCAUCAUUGUUCAGUCUCUUUUUGCGCAUUUUCUAUUGAAAAAGGGAUUGUUUAACAUUCCCCUAGCUCAGUUCUUAUGUGCAUCUGUUAAUGAAAUAAGGUUUGUUGAUUAAAAAAAAAA